GGGUGGGGCGUGCAGUUUCGGUUUGAUCUGUGCUGUGGGUGGCCGGCUGUUGGGAAGUCGGCGUUUGGGGAGAAAUGCGUCGGCGUUGGUUUUGUGUGCGAAAGCAGCCGUUUUUUUUUUCAUUUUGAGUUGGUGUUCUAUGUGGUGGGGGAGUUCGUGUCUGAAGCGUUUUGACGACCGGGUCACUAGAGAAGUGAAAAGGGUUUUCUUUUUUCUUUUUGUUUCCGUUUCGAUUGUCUCUUAGCGACCUUAGUGCUGUUUUUGCGGACUGAUCGAGUGGGACUUUCUGAUGGGGUGUUCUCUUCUUGGAACUGGGAUCGGAUUGGGAAGUAUAGUGAAAAGCUAGGAUCGGAUGGAGGAGUGUAGCGCUGAUCUCGAUUGCUUGAUUUGCCGAUUCUCCUGAAAAUCAGAUUGAUAUGUUGCACUUUUUCGGGUAGUAUUUACUGCUCCUUUUUAGGCAGUAUUGAUGAGGAAAAAGAGGAAAGGGAGUGAAGCUGAUGAGUCUACUCAGCUGCCGGAACUUUCGAGAUCUGUCCAUGAUUUGCAGUCGUCGAAUCUGAGGUCUCAUUAUUCGUUGGAAGGUUAUACGAGGCUGAAGAAGAGGUGCAAAGAAGAUGCGGGCACUGAACCUGUUGCUUCCUGUAAAAGUAGGCUGGCGGGCAUCGCCACAGCUCCGCCUUGCGGCAGCUCGUCCUUGGUUGCUCCUGGGAGAGGUUUAAAGAGGAAGAUAGGAUGUAUAGACGUUGCUACCCGAAUGGGUCGGAAGAAAAAGAUUGAGGAUGAUUACAUUUCAGGUGACUCAAUUGGCCAAGGAAAAUUUGGUUCUGUUUGGCUCUGUAGGUCUAAGAUCACUGGUGUGGAAUUUGCCUGUAAGACUUUGAAGAAAGGGGAGGAUUUAGUUCACCGGGAAGUGGAGAUAAUGCAGCAUUUAUCGGGAGAUCCGGGGGUUGUAACGUUGAAGGCAGUGUAUGAGGAGCCAGAAUCUUUUCACCUGGUGAUGGAGUUAUGCUCUGGGGGACGUUUGAUUGAUCAGAUGGUGAAGGAAGGUCCUUUUUUAGAGCAGCGGGCUGCAAAUAUAUUCAAGGAGGUGAUGGUUGUCAUCAAAUAUUGUCAUGAAAUGGGUGUCGCUCACAGAGAUAUCAAGCCCGAAAAUAUCCUGCUUACACCCUCAGGAAAGUUGAAGCUUGCAGAUUUUGGACUAGCCAUGAGAUUCUCUUCUGGUCAGAGCUUAACAGGUUUGGCAGGAAGUCCCGCUUAUGUUGCUCCAGAAGUUCUGAUGGGGAAUUAUUCUGAGAAAGUUGAUAUAUGGAGCGCGGGUGUCCUGCUAUAUGCACUCUUGCUGGGCGCUCUUCCCUUUCAAGGUGACUCACUAGAAGAAGUCUUUGAGGCAAUCAAAAGUGUGAAGCUUGAUUUUCAGUCAGGCAUAUGGCAGUCUGUGUCCACACCUGCUCGUGAUCUAAUUGCAAGAAUGCUGACAAGAGAUGUUUCCGCUAGGAUAACUGCAGAGGAAGUAUUAAGGCAUUCUUGGAUCUUGUUCUACACCGAGCGCUCAAAACUAAAGAACCAAGUGGCAGCUUCCUCUGUACAAGUGUCUGCUGCACCUGGCCUUGAGCAAUGUGGAAGCAGAGUAUGCUCUGGUUCUUCCAAUAGAGGCUCAAGACUUCCAUCACCCUCUAGUCUGAGCUGCGAGCCUGAGGAGUUUGAUGAAUGUUGUUUUGUGGAUGCCCUUUCAGUUGCUAUCUCACAAGUUAGGAUUUCAGAGCCAAAGAGGAGCAGGCUGUGUAGUCCCACAGGCCCAAUAGAGCAACAGUGCUCCUCUAACAUAAGGUCUAAUACACUCUGUAAAGCUUUCUGA
Molecule: messenger RNA, 1855 nt
Organism: Eucalyptus grandis
Lineage: Eukaryota; Viridiplantae; Streptophyta; Magnoliopsida; Myrtales; Myrtaceae
Product: serine/threonine-protein kinase PEPKR2
Exons: 4
Coding region: 467-1855 (462 amino acids)
Biological process (GO): intracellular signal transduction; protein autophosphorylation; peptidyl-serine phosphorylation
Cellular component (GO): nucleus; cytoplasm
Molecular function (GO): calmodulin binding; ATP binding; calcium-dependent protein serine/threonine kinase activity
Source: RefSeq, a predicted model, not a curated record